UUUCUGUCCUCUUAAAAGUAAACUUGAAAAUCAUAAAAAUCCCAAAUCCCUAAUUCUGGAAUUAGACAGAGAGAACAAUGGUGUGCAUACGCAAGGCGACCAUGGACGACCUACUGGCUAUGCAAGCUUGCAACUUGCUUUGCCUUCCCGAGAAUUACCAGAUGAAAUACUAUUUCUACCACAUCCUCUCUUGGCCUCAGCUUCUUUACGUCGCCGAGGACUACAACGGCCGCAUCGUCGGUUACGUCCUCGCUAAGAUGGAGGACGAAAGCAACGAGUGCCACGGCCACAUUACCUCUCUCGCCGUCCUCCGCACUCACCGCAAGCUUGGCCUCGCCACUAAGCUCAUGAACGCCGCCCAAGCCGCCAUGGAGCAGGUGUUUGGAGCAGAGUAUGUGUCGCUGCAUGUGAGGAAGAGUAACAGGGCAGCGUUUAAUCUGUAUACCCAGACGUUGGGAUAUAAGAUUCAUGAUGUGGAGGCCAAGUAUUAUGCAGAUGGGGAGGAUGCAUAUGACAUGAGGAAGCAGUUGAAAGGAAAGACGAACCAUCAUCAUGGUCAUCAUCAUCACCACCACCACCACCACCAUCAUGGUGGUGGAUGUUGUUCAGGUGAUGCAAGAAGUGGAGAAGCAGCUCAUACACGAGGAGACUCGAAAUCAGAGUCAAAAGCUAGCACAAAAUCUGAUUCCAAAACUGGAUGAUUACUGGAGGUAAACACAAGUAUAUGGAGAACUAUGCGUGGUAUUUGUGGCUCAUGGUAUUUUAGUUUGUUUAUUGAAGUAAUAAUCUGACUGGAGAUUUCAAAACUAUUUGGCUUGCUACAUGGGAUUUAGUAUGAACACUGCUGAUGCAAUGGUGUCUGUACUGUCUGUGUUUUACAAUGCUUUUUUGUCCGGAUUCUGGUCAGAUGUUUUCUUGUUCCACCUUGCGUUUUAAACAAUAGAAAUAGCUCUUUGCAUUUCA
Gossypium arboreum is the source of this 963-nucleotide messenger RNA. RefSeq names its product N-terminal acetyltransferase A complex catalytic subunit NAA10. The coding region runs from base 78 to 701 and encodes 207 amino acids. Gene Ontology annotation, molecular function: protein N-terminal-serine acetyltransferase activity; protein-N-terminal-glutamate acetyltransferase activity. Gene Ontology annotation, cellular component: NatA complex. The record is from RefSeq and is a predicted model, not a curated record. NCBI's taxonomy places the organism in Eukaryota, Viridiplantae, Streptophyta, Magnoliopsida, Malvales, Malvaceae. Gene Ontology annotation, biological process: N-terminal peptidyl-glutamic acid acetylation. The transcript has 2 exons.